AGCACAACUACAGCCAACAUGACCAACAGCGGCAUGAACAUGAGGGGAAAGAUCAUCUUCUACGAGGAGAGGAACUUCCAGGGUCGCCACUAUGAAUGCAUGAGCGACUGCUCUGACAUGACCUCCUACCUGAGCAGGUGCCACUCCUGCAGGGUGGAGAGCGGCUGCUUCAUGGUCUACGACCGCCCCAACUACAUGGGAAACCAGUACUUCAUGAGGAGGGGCGAGUACGCUGACUACAUGAGCAUGAUGGGAAUGAGAGACAGCAUCAGGUCUUGCCGUAUGAUCCCUAUGUACAGAGGUCAGUUCAGGAUGAAGAUCUAUGAGAGGGAGAACUUCGUUGGUCAGCAUUACGAGAUGAUGGACGACUGUGACAACAUCAUGGACCGUUACCGUAUGAACGACUGCCAGUCCUGCCACGUGAUGGACGGCCACUGGCUGAUGUAUGAGCAGCCCCACUACAGAGGCAGGAUGAUGUACAUGAGGCCCGGAGAGUACAGGAGCUUCAGGGACAUGGGCAUGAGUGGCAUGAGGUGGAUGAGCAUGAGACGUAUCACUGAUUCCUGCUGGGCACUCAUUCUAAACGUUUGGUUGUGUUUGGUUGUGUAUAAAAGGAAAGGGUUAAACCAGGUAGGAAGGCCGUUCAGGAGCAACAGCACAUCUACAGCCGACAUGACCAACACCAACAUGAACAUGAGGGGAAAGAUCAUCUUCUACGAGGAGAGGAACUUCCAGGGUCGCCACUAUGAGUGCAUGAGCGACUGCGCUGACAUGUCCUCCUACCUGAGCAGGUGCCACUCCUGCAGGGUGGAGAGCGGCUGCUUCAUGGUCUACGACCGCACCAACUACAUGGGAAACCAGUACUUCAUGAAGAGGGGAGAGUACGCUGACUACAUGAGCAUGAUGGGAAUGAGGGACUGCGUCAGGUCUUUCCGUAUGAUCCCCAUGCACAGAGGUCAGUACAGGAUGAGGAUCUACGAGAGGGAGAACUUUGGUGGUCAGAUGUAUGAGCUGAUGGACGACUGUGACAACAUGAUGGACCGUUACCGUAUGAACGACUGCCAGUCCUGCCACGUGAUGGACGGCCACUGGAUGAUGUACGAGCAGCCCCACUACAGAGGCAGGAUGAUGUACAUGAGGCCCGGAGAGUACAGGAGCUUCAGGGACAUGGGCAUGAGUGGCAUGAGGUGGAUGAGCAUGAGGCGUAUCACUGAUUCCUACUACUAAAUUAUUUACAAAUUUU
Etheostoma cragini (Arkansas darter) is the source of this 1243-nucleotide messenger RNA. RefSeq names its product beta/gamma crystallin domain-containing protein 1-like. The record is from RefSeq and is a predicted model, not a curated record. The transcript has 7 exons. Bases 19 to 1227 code for a protein of 402 amino acids. Lineage: Eukaryota; Metazoa; Chordata; Actinopteri; Perciformes; Percidae. Gene Ontology annotation, molecular function: structural constituent of eye lens. Gene Ontology annotation, biological process: visual perception; lens development in camera-type eye.